Messenger RNA from Penicillium crustosum, 1458 nucleotides. Its product is annotated as TPR domain protein. The record is from RefSeq and is a predicted model, not a curated record. The transcript has a single exon. The coding region runs from base 1 to 1458 and encodes 485 amino acids. Gene Ontology annotation, cellular component: i-AAA complex. Gene Ontology annotation, molecular function: misfolded protein binding. Gene Ontology annotation, biological process: protein quality control for misfolded or incompletely synthesized proteins. NCBI's taxonomy places the organism in Eukaryota, Fungi, Ascomycota, Eurotiomycetes, Eurotiales, Aspergillaceae.
AUGUUCCGCGCAGCAUCACGGCGCACGAGCGUGCAUGCCGCAAAACUUCUACAACAGCAACCAAAGAGUCUCGCCCGCUCAAUAUACAUCAACAGUACCGCCCGACCAACACUCCAACCCCGAAUCAACAAUGGCAAACCACUCGCAAGCCCUUACAUCUCCGGUACGCGGCACCUCACGAUCAUGCAGAAAAUCGGCCGCAAAUACCGCGAAGCAUCUAAAGGAAUCUGGCGCAAGAACCCGGUUCUCAUGCCUCUAGCAAUCUUCUCCGUUGUCGGCGGAGCCUUCAUUUUCGCCUACAUCUCCUACGUGGAAUUGACACGGGUCGGGCCACAGUACCACAAAUUCCCACCACCGGUGGCCGACGCUCUCCGCACGGCUGUCUAUUACACCGAGAUCGAUCUCAACCCAGCCAAGGCGAUGAAGGCAUACAGAGAGGCGCUGCAUAUAGCACUUGAGAUGGGCAUACACCCAUACUCGGAUGAGAUACUUGGAAUCAAGCUGCAGGUUGCUAUGAUGCUAGAGAAGGCUGGACUUGUGAAGCCGGCGAUUGAUGUGUUGGAGCGAACAAAGAACGAGACUCUGGCCUGGGUGGAUGAAGUCACAGCAGGGAACGCUGCUGCAGCGGCUGAGAAGGUGAAGCAAGCGCAGGCGCAGGUGCAGAAGACCCCGGCCAAUGUCCAGGUUGACACCGAGGCGAUUAAAGAAACCGAGGAGGACCUGAAAGCAAUGGCGCAGUACGAGGCUCGUCAGCGAGAUAAAGCGCUCAAGAAGGUCGUCGGCAUUGCGAUGAAGCUUGGCGAACUCUACUCCAGUGAGUAUAUACAGGACGAGAAGAAAGCCGAGGUCGCGCAGGUCGCUGCUGUGGAGAUCUGUCUGAAGGAAAUGCACCGUCGUCAGAAGCUGGGGCUUCCUGUUGGUAGCUCUAGCAGUGGCGAGGGUUCAGACGGCGAGGCAUGGCUGAACCUCACUGAAAUCGCGACUGCGUUGGCUGAGCUUGCCGCUACAUAUACCGCCAAGGAGCGGUAUGAGCUGGCCAUGCCACUGUAUAUGCGUGCGUUGGAUUUGAUCCGCGCCGCUGAAGGAACCUCCAUAUCUUGCAAACAGGUGGUGCUACUGAACGAUGUCGCUACCGCUCUGGUUGGCCAGGUUCAACUGCCCGCCAAGUCUCAACCGCAACAACCUGUUACAGCGGAGCAGACUGUUGAGGCUGCCCAGAAGUGGGCGGAGAAGGCGAUUGAGGUUGCGGCGCACAUUGAACCCCCGAUACGUGACGAGGAGUGUGACAUUACUUGUGUGGUUGCAACAUAUAACCUGGGCGAGCUGGCUGAGCUACAAAAGAAGCCGGCCGUUGCUAAGCAGCGGUAUACCGAGGCUAAGGCAUUGGCUGAUGGGAUUGGAUACGAGGAAGGCAGUAUGAUGGCCAAGGAGGCCUUGAAGAGGCUUGGAAAGAAUUAA